AUGCAGAAUGUUGGACAGUCUGAAAACGGAAAUAUCGAUAAGGUGAAUGUGCAACUUGAUGUGGUAAAAUCAUCCACUCCUCAGAGUUCGGCUUCGAGUCCGGCCAAAUCUGAAACCGAAACGUAUUCAGGAGUGCCUGCCAAAUACAUGACGGAUUCUUCGGAAAGCGAGGAUGAUUCUGUAUCCGAGCAGGAGAUGGAAGAAGAAGGUAGUGCAGCAGAGUCAUCUAAGUUCCUACUCUCCCAUGAUGACCCAGAAAGAGCAGUUGAUCCCGAGAUGCAGGCGAGACUCGAAACACUCUUAGAAGUAGCUGGCAUCGGCAAGCUGUCGGGUGAGGGCAAACACCUUGCAGACCCAGAAGUGCUGAGGCGGCUGACGUCAUCAGUAUCGUGCGCGCUGGACGAGGCGGCCGCGGCUCUCACGCGCAUGCGCAGCGAUCAGCCGCCCGCCCACCAUCGACACCACCACCAGGACAAACCCACGCAAUGCGGGAUGAGCCUGAAUGGUGGUGUAGUCGUGUCAGGCGUCGGAGCUGACGGUGCGCCGUCGCUGGCAGAGGCUUGCUCUGACGGCGACGUGGGCACCGUGCGCAAGCUGUUGACAGAAGGCCGUUCCGUUCACGAGACGACAGAAGAGGGCGAGUCGCUAUUGUCACUGGCCUGCUCAGCCGGGUACUACGAGCUCGCGCAGGUGCUGCUAGCCAUGCACGCGAGCGUCGAGGAUCGCGGCAUUAAGGGCGACUGCACGCCCCUGAUGGAGGCGGCGAGCGCGGGGCACGUGGACAUCGUGCGGCUGCUGAUCGCGCACGGCGCGGACGUGAACGCCGUGUCGGGCUCGGGCAACACGCCGCUCAUGUACGCCUGCGCCGGCGGCCACGAAGACUGCGUGCGCGCGCUGCUCGACAAUGGCGCCAACGUCGAGGACCACAACGAGAACGGACACACGCCGCUCAUGGAGGCGGCGUCCGCGGGUCAUGUGGGCGUGGCGAAAAUCCUGCUGGAGCACGGCGCCGGCAUCAACACACACUCGAACGAGUUCAAGGAGUCUGCGCUGACGCUAGCCUGCUACAAGGGCCACCUGGACAUGGUGCGCUUCCUGCUGGCGGCCGGCGCCGACCGCGAGCACAAGACGGACGAGAUGCACACGGCACUCAUGGAGGCCAGCAUGGACGGACACGUCGAGGUCGCGCGCCUACUGCUCGACUCCGGCGCGCAGGUGAACAUGCCGACGGACAGCUUCGAGUCGCCGCUGACGCUGGCGGCGUGCGGCGGCCACGUGGAGCUGGCCAUGCUGCUGCUGGAGCGCGGCGCCAACAUCGAGGAGGUCAACGACGAAGGCUACACGCCACUCAUGGAGGCUGCCCGCGAAGGUCACGAGGAGAUGGUGGCACUGCUCCUGGGGCAGGGUGCGUCUAUCAACGCGCAGACGGACGAGACACAGGAAACCGCGCUGACGCUGGCCUGCUGCGGGGGCUUCCUCGAGGUGGCCGACUUCCUUAUAAAAGCCGGCGCAGACGCAGAGCUGGGCGCCUCCACACCACUCAUGGAAGCUUCGCAAGAAGGCCAUCUCGAGCUUGUGAGGUACCUGCUGAACGCGGGUGCGGACGUGCACGCACAGACGCAGACGGGCGACACGGCGCUGACGUACGCCUGCGAGAAUGGACACACGGACGUGGCGGACGUGCUGCUGCGUGCCGGCGCCGAGCUCGAGCACGAGAGCGAGGGCGGCCGCACGCCGCUCAUGAAGGCCUGCCGCGCCGGCCACGUCUGCACCGUGCAGUUCCUCGUCGGCAAGGGUGCAGACGUGAACCGCAUGACGGCGAACGGCGACCACACGCCGCUGUCGUUAGCGUGCGCGGGCGGGCACGCCGACGUGGUCAAGUUCCUGCUGGCCUGCGACGCGGAUCCCUUCCGCAAGCUCAAGGACAACUCCACCACCCUCAUAGAGGCCGCCAAGGGGGGCCACACCGCCGUCGUGCAGUUGCUGCUCGACUAUCCGCACUCCGUCAUGUUGCCUAGAGGCAACGCAACGGCAGAGGAGAACACCGGUGGGCUCAGUUCCGCGCAGGCGGCGGCGCUGGGGCUGGCGCACGUGCCAGCGCCGGGUGCGCCCGCACAACGCGCGUUGCUACCCGCACACCCACACCCCCACGCGCUCGCCGCGCCGCCCGCCCCCGCCGCAGCCGCCACCGCGUCCACCCCCGCCCCCGCGCCUGCGCCCGCCUCCGCGCCGGCGCCCACAUCCGCCUCCACGCCCGCUCCCAUGUCUGCCAACUUUGCGAAGGCCUACCUCAAAGGUUGGUCUGAUGGUCUGAAGAUCAAGAAAAAAGAAAGCGGCAACGGCAACGGAAAUAACGGCGGGAACGGCGCGACCGCGAACAACGGUGCUGCUGCGGCGGGCUGCGGAACCAACGUGGAUGCGAACUUCUUCGCGGGCAUGGUCGCUGGCGUCGCGUCGGUGGCGGACCUGUAUGUGUCGGGCGCGCCCGCUACUGGUGCCGCCGCGGCCGCAGCCCUGCCGGCGCCGGCGCCGCCCCUCCCCGCCGCAGCGCCGGCACCCGCGACUGUGCCCGUCGCCGCCCCUGCCCCCGCGCCCGCGCCUGCACCCGCGCCAACACCCGCGUCUGCAACGGGCAAGCACAAGUGUGCCCGUAAACAACGCUCCGCGCCUCCUCAUUCCGCCCCCCACCUGCCGCCACCGCCUGAUAUUCUAGAGGACCAGCGACCUGAUGUGCUUGCGGGCCAAACUAGAAAUGAUACACUGCCAGAGACUGAGAGGAAUGUGCUUGAAUUGGCUGAUCCUUCUGGUCCACCGACGCUCGCCACGUCGGCUCUCCACGCUCUGGACCUUCAGUUCUGCGCUCAAGGUGUUACAACGAUUCAUACACCCACCACUCCACCAUACCCUCCUCCACAGCAACUAUUCCCAGUGCAACAACUAGCUACCAACCUCAACCAGCACCAACUGCAAGAACUUCAGCAACAGCAACUGCAGCAGCUCGCCGCGCAACAACAACACCAACAACAACAACAGCAACAAUUACAGCUACAGCAGCAACAGCAACAACAACAUAUUCAGCAACAACAACAGUUACAGCAACAACAGCAGUUACAGCAACAACAACAAUUACAGCAACAACAACAGUUACAGCAACAACAAAAGAAACACCAACAACAGCAAAUCCCGCAAGAUCUACAACAGAGGCCUGAACUCUAUUUACCGCAGCAGCACGUGAGCGAGGCAGCGGGCAGCUGCGUGGAGGCGCGCGAGCUGGGCGCCGUGCUGACGUACCUGCAGCGCGAAGUGCCCUCGCUGGUGGCGCUGCCGCCGCAUGAGCUGCGCUCGCUCGUGCUGCAGGUGAUGCAACAGAAGUCGCAUGAGAUACUGGCGAACAAGUGCGGCAUGGAGCCCGCCACGGAGGCGGAGGCUGUCGAGGCCGAGCAGCAGACGCGCCGCCUGCUGGCCGCCACCGAGGAGGCGCUCACCACCGACUGGGGCGCGCGCCAAGACCACCACCACCACCAUCAUCAUCACCACCACCAUGCCGAACUUCCGCAGGCAGGUAACGGCUGUCAGUACCGGGUCAGGCCGCCAUCGCCUGUGAGCGGCGCGGCGAGCGUGGUGGGCGGCACGGCGGGCAGCGUGGCGGGUAGCGGCUCGGGAGACGAACCUGAAACGCAGCCCGACCUGCAACCUCAUUUCGCGCUGCCGCCACCCACCUUACCUUACAUAGACCACAGAACGUUCGCGAACUUGGGCACGGGCACGGGGUUGCCAAACGCGGGCACGGGCUUAUCUAGUACGGGCGUGGGCUUACCGAGCACAGGCACGGGAUUACCUAGCGCGGGCGCCGCUGUCAGUGUGCCGCUACCCCAGCACCUGCCGCAGACACUACCCCAGCCCCAAUCCCAACCCCAAACCCAGCCUCAACUCCAACCUCAGACCCAGACACAGCCACAGCCCCAGCCCCAGACCCAAACUCAGACGCAGACCCUGCCUCAACCUCAUGCCAAAAGAGAACCGCCUCUGCACCACGCUAACAACUCAGUUGCUCUCAAGAAGAAGGGCCGCGCGGGCGGCGUUCGGGGUGCGCGCGCGGAGGCGUUUGGCGCGGCGCCGCCGCAGCCCGCACCCGCCGCCUACUCGGCCAUGGACGUGGACGGCGAGACCGACUCCAACCACGACACGGCGCUCACGCUCGCCUGCGCCGGCGGACACGAGGACCUCGUCGAGCUGCUGCUCUCGCGCGGCGCCGACAUCGAGCACCGCGACAAGAAGGGUUUCACGCCGCUUAUCCUGGCGGCGACGGCGGGCCACGAGAAGAUCGUGGAGAUCCUGUUGAACCACGGCGCGGACAUCGAGGCGCAGUCAGAGCGCACCAAGGACACGCCACUUUCGCUGGCCUGCAGCGGCGGCCGCUACGAGGUGGUGGAGCUGAUCCUCAGCCGCGGCGCCAACAAGGAGCACCGCAAUGUGUCCGACUACACGCCGCUGUCGCUGGCUGCGUCCGGCGGCUACGUUAAUAUCAUCCGUCUGCUGCUGCACCACCAGGCGGAGAUCAACUCGCGCACGGGCUCGAAGCUGGGUAUCUCGCCACUGAUGCUGGCGGCUAUGAACGGGCACACGGCGGCCGUGCGCCUGCUGCUGGACUGCGGCUCCGACAUCAACGCACAGAUCGAGACCAACCGCAACACGGCGCUCACGCUCGCCUGCUUCCAAGGUCGUCACGAGGUGGUGAGCCUGCUGUUGGACCGCAAGGCCAACGUGGAGCACCGUGCGAAGACAGGGCUGACGCCGCUUAUGGAGGCGGCGAGCGGCGGCUACGUGGAGGUGGGGCGCGUGCUGCUUGACAAGGGUGCCGACGUGAACGCGCCGCCCGUGCCCUCUUCGCGCGACACCGCGCUCACCAUCGCCGCCGACAAGGGACACACCAAGUUCGUCGAGCUGCUGCUGCAGAGGCGAGCAGCGGUAGAAGUAAAAAACAAGAAAGGCAACUCGCCGCUGUGGCUGGCGGCUAAUGGCGGCCACCUAGCUGUAGUGGAAAUGCUAUAUGCAGCUGGCGCCGACAUCGACUCACAAGACAAUAGAAAGGUAUCUUGCCUGAUGGCCGCCUUCCGAAAAGGCCAUACUAAAGUAGUCAAGUGGAUGGUAGGAGUCGUCACGCAAUUCCCUUCCGACCAGGAAAUGACUAGGUACAUCUGCACGAUAUCGGACAAGGAGGUGCUGGAGAAGUGCCAGGAGUGCGUGCGCGUGAUCCGCGCGGCCAAGGAGACGCAGGCGGCGCGCGCCAACCAGAACGCGACCAUCCUGCUGGAGGAGCUGGACGCCGAGCGCUGCCGCGAGGAGAGCCGCCGCCUGGCAGCCGCGCGCCGCCGCGAGCGCAAGAAGAAGAAGAAGAUGGAGAAGAAGGAGGAGAGGCGAAAGCUCCAAGCGGAAAACGACAAAAACUCUCUUUACUGUGAAAAAGCCCUCGGCGAUUGCUCGGAGGGCGGCGAGCCCGACGACGAACCCGUCACGAAGGAGGAGGGCGACUCCGGCAUCGACGCAAAUUCACAGGGCUCCUGUUCCUCAUCUGAUGUGAAAGCGCCACCAGCUCAAACUGCUAAGAGCAAGAAAAAGAAAAAGGACGACAAGACUGCACCUGCGCCGUCCGCUCCGCCGCCCAGGAAACAACCAGAUAAAGUCAAAACAAAGUUAGAAACGAAAGCGGAGAAGGAGAGCGUCGGCAAGGUUGACAAGAAGCAAGAGAAGGAGAAUGUUGCGCCGAGCUCUCCCCCCGCCACUCCUGUGAAGCCAUCGCCCGUGCCCGCGCCCGCCGCGCCACAAGCCAGCGAGCGUCGCAACGAGCGCAAAAAACCUGAAGAAGAUAUUCCUAAGAGUAUUACAGUACAGAAUGUAAACAAAUUUGGCAGUAGCUCUAGAAAGAGCCAAGUUUUCGAAUCCACUAGGCAUAACGUGGAGAAAGAUGACCUUGAUAUGACUGACAAAAACAAAAAGGUCCACGCCAACCAUCAAUGGGAGGCGGAAGGAAAGAGCACGUCACCCAAAGGCGCUAAUGCGGGAGGACGGCGCGAAGAAGGUUGGAAGGAGGUGGUGCGCAAGUCCAGCGUACAGACACUUUCCACCGUGGAGCCCGGAUGCAAGAAGGUGUCGGUGGGGUCGCACGCAAUCUCGCGGGUGAUCGGGCGGGCGGGCAGCAACAUCAACGCCAUCCGCUCCGCCACCGGCGCACACAUCGAGGUCGAUAAGCAGGGCAAGGGUCAGGGAGAGCGCAUCAUCACCAUCAAGGGCUCCGCAGAAGCGACGAAGCAGGCGGCGAGCCUGAUAGCGGCCAUGAUCCGCGACCCCGACGCAGACAUCGCGCUGCUGCUGCCGCGCGCCAAGCUGCCGCCGCCGCCGCCGCAGCCCAAGCCGUCCAAGCAGCCGCCCGCCAAGGCGGGCACAAGCAGCGGCGGCAGCAGUCGCGCCACGCCCACCUCGCGUGCGCCGACCAAAAACGCCGCGCCCGUGCGCGCGCCGCCGCCGCGCCUGCACGCGCACCCAAUCACAGUUCCUGAGAAACGGGCGACCGUUUCGAGCGCGCCGAGCGUGUUGCCUUCGAGUGCGACAAGCGUACCGAUCGUGUCGAGCGGCAACACGGGCGCCGUGAAGUCGGGCGCUCUGUCAUACACGGGCGCGAUUGUAGGCGCCCGCGGACACACGUUCGCCGCCAAGGUCACCGCCGUGCCCGCCGGCAACACCACGCUCAACGAUACCAAACCACGCCCUUCGCAGGGCGCAGCUGGCUCUACCGGCGCGGCGGGCAGCCCGGGCGGCUGCGGCGCGGGCGGGUCGCCGUUGCGCGCGCGCGUCGCCGAUGGAGCGCGAGGAGGAGCCGCGGCGCCUCGACCUCAGCCCCGACGCCGGCUGGGUCCCCGACGAGCCCGCGCCCGCCUCCGCGCCGACCACCGCGCCCGCGCCCGCCACCGCCGCGCUGCACGUCAACACGCAGCCGCAGGUAAAAAAGAAACAGGUUCUGUGUUUGACUAUGGCGGCGCGGGCGGCGGAGGCGGCGGAAGCGCGCAGGAGUACUCGCUGUUCAAGGACCUGUCGGCGGGCGCGGCCGCCAUGUGGGGCGCCGGAGACGCGCACCACAACGUUGACCCGCCGCCGCCACAGGUGGACGCGAGCAAGGCGCCGGGGUACCGCGGCGGCGGCGCGGGCGCUGGCGGCUGCUCGCCGUGCUCGCGCGCCUCGUCGCACGGCUCCACGCCGCCGCCCGCCUACGCGCCACCCGCCCAGCCCGCCUAUCACGCGCCGCUGCCCAUCGGCCCGCCGCCGCACCAUCAGCACGCGCACCAGCAGCAGCACCCGCAGCACGCGCCGCAGCACCAGCCGCAGCACCAGCCGCAGCACACGCAGCACGCGCAACAGCACCAGCAGUACCAACAGCACCAACAACAGCAUCAACCGCAGCACCCGCCCGCAUCGCUCGGCAAUACUGUCAAUGCUAUGGACUUGAGCGGGCUUUCCCGGAAUGGACCUAUCUAUCAACAAGACAAUUCACGAAAUGGACACAAUAUGAUGCCGGUAUCGAUGUCGGGGAACGUGGGCAUGAGCGGCGCAGCGCUGGGGCUGGGCUACGUGGGCGUGGAGAACGUUUCGCGGCUCAACCCGCGCGCACCGGACUUCGCGCAGCGCCACCCGCUGCUGCAGCACAAACACAGCGCUCAGCUGUUCGCCGGCGGCAAUAACGCGGGCAACCUGAGCACGCUGCUGAUGUCCUACCAACAACCGACACCCAAGCCCAUGCAGCACACACCGCAACCCCACCAUCCCUACCAGUCACUGCUGGAUCGCGGCGUGGGAGUGGGAGUGGGAGUCGGCGUGAACGUAAGCUCGCCCGGCGGUGGUGGCGGUGGUACCGGUGGCGGCGGUGGCAGUGGGUGCGGGUGGGGCGAGGAGGAAGAGCGCAAGCCGCGGCCCAUCGGCACCGAGCGCGCCUGGAAGCUGACCGGCGGCGACGACUGGCCGCACGCGCACCUGCACCACCAGCUGCCCGACCACGACCGCUACCAGGGUGUGAGCGGCAUGGGCGGUGUGGGCGUGGGCGUAGGCGUGGGCGGGGCGGGCGCGCUGGAGGGCGCGUACGGCGGUGCCACGGCGGCCGCGCUGUCGCUGAUGCACGCGCUGCCGCUGCACUACCUGCCGGCCGAGCCGCACUGGGAGCCGCACGCGCCGCUCGCGCCGCACGCGCCGCCGCUGCCGCACCCGCACCACGCCGCGGACAAGCAGCAAGCCUGGAGCAAGUGGACGCACUAA
This is a messenger RNA of Parnassius apollo (apollo), 8301 nucleotides long. The record is from the annotation of a GenBank genome assembly. Lineage: Eukaryota; Metazoa; Arthropoda; Insecta; Lepidoptera; Papilionidae.